Molecule: messenger RNA, 2332 nt
Organism: Elaeis guineensis (African oil palm)
Lineage: Eukaryota; Viridiplantae; Streptophyta; Magnoliopsida; Arecales; Arecaceae
Product: protein POLLEN DEFECTIVE IN GUIDANCE 1
Cellular component (GO): endoplasmic reticulum membrane
Source: RefSeq, a predicted model, not a curated record
GGCGGUGGCCGUUAUAUCUGAGGUGCCCCCCAAGUCGCCUCGCCACCAUGGGAUCGCCACUGCUGCGAUCCUCCUCUCGAAGCUUCUAGGGUUCCUCCCCUGUUUCCUCCCACCUCUCUCCACUUUACCCCAAUCUAUCUCUCGUCUUGAUAGAAUUCCGUCGAAUUCGUCCGCCCAUGUCCCUUAGAUCCGGCGGGCGGAAGGUCUCCUUCGACCUCCUCGCCGGCGACAGCUCCGGCGACGACGGAAGCCUCUCCCUUCGGCCGUCUGCCGUCCUCUCGAACGGAGAUGAAGACAGCCGCUCGACCCGCCGGAAGCGGAAAUCCAAGGCCUCGAAGAAAAAGAAGUUGGGCGAGAGGGCGGCACUGGCAGUGGAUCGGGGCCUCUUUGUGGGAGUAGAUCUUGAGAAGCCGUCCGGUCACUACGAUGAUGGGAUGGGUCUCAGCGUCUCGGAGAGCAGAUCGGUGGAGUCAUCCGUGUGUGAGAACACGGUGGUGGAGCCAGCGCCGGAGCUGGAGAGCUCCCAAGUGAGCUGUGUUUCUUUUGUGGAGCUGAGGCAGAGGAUCGCGAACGGGAGUGCUGACGAUGUGCUUGGGGAGGAGGAGACCAGCACCAGGGAGAAUUCCACAGGACAAUGGAGGCCAGAAUCGAAGGAAAAAAUCACUAAGUUGGAGAAAGAGGGAUCGUUGGAUUGGAAUCGGGUAAUGGCCGAAGAUCCAAAUCUGCUAGGAGGAGUCUCAUCUUCGGACAGGUCACCUAUAAAAUACUUUAUGGGAGAGAUCUAUGGGGGUAACUCACUUAGAAGCACAAUAUCUGCUGGGAAUGAGAAGAAACGUCAGGGGGUCUAUAAUACCAUGUUCCAUGUUCCUUGGAGAUGUGAACGGCUUAUUGUUGCAGGCUUCUUUGUCUGUUUGGAUUCAUUUCUGUCAUUGCUAACUAUUAUGCCAGCACGAAUUCUUAUGACCAUUUGGAGGGUGCUGCAUACCAGGCAGUUUCAGAAGCCAAAUGCUGCUGAGUUAUCAGAUUUUGGUUGUUUCAUUGUGUUGGCUAUAGGAAUAAUCCCGCUACAAAUGACAGAUAUCAGCCUGAUAUAUCAUAUUAUACGUGGACAAGGAAUAAUCAAACUCUAUGUGGUAUACAAUGUAUUAGAGAUAUUUGACAAACUCUGUCAAUCUUUUGGUGAAGAUGUUUUGCAAGUUCUCUUCAAUUCUGCAGAAGGGCUUUCAAAUUGUUCACCAGACAAUAUGAUCUUUCAACUGAUGAGGUUCAUUUUGGAUGAAGCAAUAGCCAUCAUUGCAUUUGUUGUCCAUUCUUUCAUCUUAUUGGCUCAGGCUAUCACUUUAUCAACUUGUAUUAUUGGCCACAACAAUGCUUUGCUGGCUCUACUGGUGUCAAAUAACUUCUCUGAGGUUAAAAGCAAUGUAUUCAAACGUGUUAGCAAAGAAAACCUUCACAGUUUGGUAUACUAUGAUAUCAUUGAGAGGUUCCACAUAACAACUUAUGUGUUGUUUGUGCUAUCUCAGAAUAUCUUGGAGGCUGAGGGACCCUGGUUUGAGAGUUUUGCUAUCGAUGUCCUCCAGGUUUAUUUGUGUGAAACAUUUAUUGACACAAUCAAGCAUUCAUUUCUUGCGAAAUUUAAUGAAAUAAAACCCAGUGCAUACUCAGAGUUUCUAGAGGACCUUUGCAAACAGACUCUGAAUGAGAAGCCUAAUGAGCAUCGGAAAGACCUUACUUUCAUUCCUCUUGCACCAGCCAGUGUGGUCAUCCGAGUUCUAACUCCAGUCUAUGCGAUUGUUCUUCCCUAUGGUCCACUCCCAUGGAGGAUAUUCUGGAUCAUCUUCUGGUCAAGCCUGACCUACAUCAUGCUUGCCAUUUGCAAGAUGCUUGUAGGACUGAGUCUUCGCCGCCUUGCCACUUGGUACAUUAAUCAGCGGCUUGAGAGCAAACAACAUGUGGACUGAUACCUUUGCUUGGUCUGAUCUGAGUGGAAGUUCUCUAGCCUGGGGUUUAUGAUGAGGGUUCCAUCAAGCAAUGCAACAUCACCAGCCUACAGAUAGAGGUGCUCACCAGACGGAGCAGUUUCUUGCCUUCAUAUUAAGUUGUGCAUAAAUUAUGCAAAUCAAAAUGUACCUCUGUGCUCCAAUCCUUGUAUCCAUUGAGAUCAAACGCCCAGCAUCUUGCUUGAAUUUUGCUUUUAUAUGGCUGCAAAUCCCAGGUGAUGAUAAAACGGAAAUAGUCCUGAAAUCUGGCAGAUCUCCCUUUCAUUUUACCUCUGUUUACCUGAAUGAAACGGUAUGAUUUUAUGAAUUCUUUUACAGGCUACAUUUUCAAA